GGGCGCGGCUGCCAGAUGUUGGGGCGGUGGCGGCGGCGGGAGCUACGGAGAGCGAGGAGCCGCGGCGCCAGUCAGAGGGCCAGGGUGCCGCUGGCCGGCCCGCUGGGCCCGUUCCGCGCCGGUCCCGCUGGAGUUCGAAGAGGAACUGGCAGGCCUGGCGGGGGCUCCGGCACGGGCAUGCAUAGCGCUCGGCUUGACAGCUUCCUGAGCCAGCUCCGCUGGGAACUGCUGUGUGGCCGGGACACUGGCUCACCCCCCAUGUCUGGCCCCCUUCCACCAUCCCCCAAACCUGGCCCAGGUGUUUGGCUUAGCCAUGGACUCAGGGCCUCAGAUGCCUUGGAAGAGGACUCAGUCGGCUGUGUGGAAGAGGAAGAAGGUAUGGUGACAGGAGACAAGGGUAUUGCCUUGGGGAGCCCAAGGGAGCAUGUCCUGGACUGGGACUCUGGCUUCUCUGAGGUGUCGGGCAGCACAUGGAGAGAGGAUGAGCUGCCUGUACUCCAGCACCCAACACCCCCAGCAUGGCCCCCCCAUAGACAGCGCCUCUCGGCCAGUGGCAUUCCCCUGCCUAGCAGGGCCCCUGUGGCCGGUGCACCACCUGCCCGUCGACCACGGCCCAAGUCUACACCAGACGCUUGCCUGGAGCACUGGCGGGGCUUGGAAGCUGAAGACUGGACUGCAGCCCUGCUGAACAGAGGUCGCAGUCGCCAGCCCCUAGUGCUGGGCGACAACUGCUUUGCUGACUUGGUGCACAACUGGAUGGAGCUACCAGAGGCAGCAGGUGAGGGGGAUGAUAGUGGUGGUCCCCGUGCCCGUGCUCGGCCCCCUCAGUUCCUGCUUGGGCUCUCUGAGCAGCUGCGGCGCCAGCUGGCCAGGGCACGCAGGGCUGCUAUGGCAGGAAAGCGACUGUCAUGCCCACCUCGCCCGGAACCUGAACUGCCUGCAGAUGUCUCACGAUUUGCAGCCCUCAUGAGCUGCCGAAGCCGUCAACCCAUCAUCUGCAAUGAUGUCAGCUACCUCUGACCCUGCCCUCCAGCCUGGGACAAUAAAGGCCUUUCUCUGGUCUA
Messenger RNA from Acinonyx jubatus (cheetah), 1064 nucleotides. It is a transcript of the gene INKA1, whose product is annotated as inka box actin regulator 1. The record is from RefSeq and is a predicted model, not a curated record. Gene Ontology annotation, cellular component: nucleus. Bases 16 to 1020 code for a protein of 334 amino acids. Lineage: Eukaryota; Metazoa; Chordata; Mammalia; Carnivora; Felidae. Gene Ontology annotation, molecular function: protein kinase binding; protein serine/threonine kinase inhibitor activity. The transcript has 2 exons.